Molecule: messenger RNA, 851 nt
Organism: Phytomonas sp. Hart1
Lineage: Eukaryota; Euglenozoa; Kinetoplastea; Trypanosomatida; Trypanosomatidae
Source: the annotation of a GenBank genome assembly
CAAGGUAAAAUGUCAGUCCCUUCUGCUCGAACUGAGAUUAUUGUGGGCUUCAAUAAAGGUCACAUGCCAACUUUACAAGGUCGCCAGUUUUUAAAUGAUCAUUACGCCAUACACUACAAAAACAAAUUGGGAUUGUGAAGGCUAUUGUUACCGAUCUUGUCGGUUACUCUCUAUUGAAAAGGUAUGUGCAGGAACUUCAUCAUAUCUUAAGGAAAAUAAUACACCAAAGCUGUUCAAAAAACAUUUCGGAAAUUUUGCUUCAGUGAUCAAAAAACGAUCCAAGAUGGAGAAAAUACUGAGUAAUAUUUUCAAGAAAGUUUACCAACCUUUUUAGUUUUGAAGGAGAGCUAUAUUCCGAGUUGUGUGCAGACUAAACAUGUUUCAAAGUAAAAAUCGAUUUUUUUUUUGUUUUAUUGAAGAACAUUCUAGUUUCAUUUAAUAGGAUAUUUUUCAGACAAUAUGUGGAAAUUUCCAAAUAGUGGACCUAUAUUUAGGAGUUAAUAAGGCUUCUUGAUAAUUUUUCAAAAAAAGUUCAACCACCUUUUUUCUUUAAGAUUUACAUUGAAAAUGUCAACAAGUGUAAUGAUUAGCCACAAUGGACUAAUAUUAAUUACACUUAUUGUUUAAAUAAAAGGUAGAGUUACAUGGCUCAAUUGACUAUUACAUAGCCGAGCUUAGCCUACUUUUACUUACGUUUCUUCAAUAAUUUUCCAACAAAGAAUGUUAAUAAUAAUAUUAAUAUAUUUUUUACUAUUCGAUUUAAUAAAUGGUUUUUAACAUAGGGACCAAAAUAUUGAAACAUAUAUAUAUAUAUAUAUUAUAGCUAUAAUGUUACGAUUAUUUCCAACGAA